This is a messenger RNA of Lentinula edodes (shiitake mushroom), 456 nucleotides long. RefSeq lists its product as uncharacterized. The annotation marks the transcript as partial. Lineage: Eukaryota; Fungi; Basidiomycota; Agaricomycetes; Agaricales; Omphalotaceae. The transcript has 2 exons. The record is from RefSeq and is a predicted model, not a curated record.
UAUAGAGGCCACAGAGCUGAAUCUUUCUUUGCUUCAGACCUCAACGAACUAGUCGAAAUCCGUGCUCGCCAGCGUACAUUCUAUGGAGCGUACUUUCGUACCGCUAUUGGGAACCUGGGCUAUGCUUUAACAAUAUUGCGUCUCUUUGAUUCCAGAUUUUAUCGAAUUGGUCUGCUAUUCACAAUUCUAGGGGCUCUUCUCUUUGUACUCUCAUUCCUCCGCGAUCGUCAUUCACGGCAUGACUUUGCUGAUACACAAGGGACAAAAAUAAGCCCUGAACCCUCUCAUAUCUCCUACAUUUAUCCCGACUCGCAUGUUCCCGGAGACAUUAUUCGAACCGUAGGUCAAAAGGGUACGCGCAUUUUUGGAAGGCCGUUCGUCACUGCAGGGUGGAUUGUUAUCUCAGUAGCUUGUGUCGUGUUGGCUGUGGAAAUCGGGUUGCUCGUCUUGAUCCUU